Molecule: messenger RNA, 2842 nt
Organism: Macadamia integrifolia
Lineage: Eukaryota; Viridiplantae; Streptophyta; Magnoliopsida; Proteales; Proteaceae
Product: G-type lectin S-receptor-like serine/threonine-protein kinase LECRK3
Exons: 1
Coding region: 204-2588 (794 amino acids)
Biological process (GO): protein phosphorylation
Molecular function (GO): protein serine/threonine kinase activity; ATP binding
Source: RefSeq, a predicted model, not a curated record
AUCAAUUCACACUUUCUCGAUAAAUGUAAGUCAAUAUCAAAGUAUGCAAAGUCAUGGUUUGAUCAAUUCACUCGGUGCGAAUUGACCAACCAUGACAUGUUUCUCUCUUUGUAUACAGUGCAAAUCUCUGUUUUGAAACUCCAAAUCUUGCUUGUAACAGUGUUUUUGAGGUAUCUUAGCCUUUUCCCAAAUAGCUUUUGGCAAUGGCUUCUAAUUCUGCUUUACCUCAUAUUGUCAUCCUUUCUUUUCUUCUUUUUCUCCUCUUGGCUGUCUCUCAAGCUAAUGUUGAAUUGGGUACCCAUCUCAUAGCCGGCGAUGGAGGUUCUCCAUGGACUUCACCUUCAAGUGACUUUGCCUUCGGGUUUCAGCCCCUCGAAGAUAAGAAUUUCUUCUUGCUCUGCAUCUGGUUCUACCAAAUACCAAACAAAACUAUAGUCUGGUAUGCAAAUCGUGAUAACCCAGCACCAAGAUCAUCUAAAAUUGAGCUUACAACAGAUGGCCAACUUGUACUUACCAACCCCAUAGGCCAGCAGUUAUGGAAGGCUAAUACCAGUACCAGCGUUGCCGCAUCCGCUGCCAUGCUCGACAAUGGCAACUUCGUGCUUCAAAAUAAGGAGUCUCAGUACAUUUGGGAGAGCUUCAGCAAUCCUACAGAUACCAUAUUGCCUGGACAGAUACUGCAAGUGGGUGUCAAUCUUUCUUCUCAGCUGACGUAUACUAACUACUCACGGGGAAGGUUUCAGCUACGAUUGCUCCAAGAUGGAUCGGUCAUUCUCAAUCCUGUCUCCUUGCCGGCUUACUUUGCUUACGAUCCCUACCUCACUAUUGGGGUCGCUAAUCCCCCUGAUAACCGUUCGACGUUGGUCUUCAGUGAAUCAGGCCGUCUUUAUAUAGAGAGCAGCAAUGGAAGCAUUGUGGAUCUCUCACCAAUCAACACAUACCCAAGUGCUGAUUUCUAUCAUAGGGCUACCCUUGAUGUUCAUGGCGCAUUUUAUCUGUACUCUUAUCCAAGGCCUUCUCGUGGAGGUAUUGGAGUCUGGUCCAGUGAUAAAUCAUUUCCUGAUGAUGUCUGUAACAUUACUGGGGACCUAGGGGGUGGUGCUUGUGGGUAUAACAGCUACUGCGGAGUUGCUAAUGGGAUGCCCAUCUGUGAAUGCCCGCCUGAAUACACCCCAAAUGACCCAAAAAACAUUCUAAGUGGCUGCAAACCAAAAAUCCCCCUUUUAUGUGACGAAGGUGAAUCUGGUUCCCUUGAGAGCCUGUUUGAGUUUAAGGAGCUGAUUGGCACGAAUUGGCCCUUUAGUGAUUACGAAAGGAUUGAGCCUAUUAGCGAAGAGGACUGCAAGAAUUCUUGCUUGCAAGACUGUUACUGUGCAGUUGUAAUUUAUAAUACAGCACAGCAAUGCUGGAAGAAGAGGCUUCCAGUUUCCAAUGGAAAGUUGAGCGCAAGUGACACCGGGAAGGCUCUGUUCAAAGUAAGGCGUCCAACUUCUUCAAAUGCAACUUCUUCAAGCACGACGAAGAAAGAUCAAACAAUAGCUAUCCUGGUUGGAUCAUUGGGUGGAUCUGUAUUUAUCAACUUCUUAUUGUUAGCUGCAACUUGUCUCAGUGCAUUCUAUGCAUACCAAAAAAGACCGAAAAGUAAUACGCAAGGUUCAAGCAUUUCGGAGACUAAUCUACGUUCCUUUACAUACAAAGAACUCGAAGAAGCAACAAAUGGGUUCAAGGAAGAAUUGGGAAAGGGUGCUUUUGGCAUUGUUUACAAAGGUUUGUACCCUUUAGGCUCUAAAAAUCUGGUUGCAGUCAAGAGGCUAGACAAGGUAGUUCAAGACGGUGAGAAGGAAUUCAAAACAGAGGUAAGUGUGAUCGGCCAGACCCACCACAAAAAUUUAGUUCGAUUGUUUGGAUACUGUGAUGAAGGGUCACACAGGCUUUUGGUAUACGAGUUCAUGAGCAAUGGUUCUUUGGCAAGCUUUCUGUUUGGACUCUCAAGGCCUCAUUGGGAUCAAAGAACCCAGAUUGCAAUCGGGAUUGCAAGGGGGCUUGCAUACUUACACGAAGAGUGCAGCACCCAGAUCAUCCAUUGUGAUAUAAAGCCUCAGAACAUACUUCUAGACGAUUUUUUCAGGCCAAGGAUUUCUGAUUUUGGAUUGGCAAAGCUGUUGAUGCCUGACCAGGUCUUAACUCGUACAGUGGUUCGAGGGACUAGAGGGUAUGUGGCACCAGAGUGGUUCCGGAGUACGCCGAUCACAGCAAAGGUGGAUGUUUAUAGCUUUGGUGUGAUGUUGUUGGAGAUUAUCUCUUGUAGGAGGAGUGUUGACACAGCAUGGGGUGGAGAAGAGAAAGCUAUAUUAACGGACUGGGCUUAUGAUUGCUACAGAGAAGAUAAACUUGAAGAGUUGGUGGAGAGGGAUGAGGAAGCCAUGAGGGAUGAGAAGAGGUUACUGACUUUUGUGAUGGCGGCAAUUUGGUGUAUUCAAGAGGAUCCGCCGCUGAGGCCAACAAUUAAGAAGGUGUCACAGAUGCUUGAAGGAGCUGUUGAUGUUCCCUGUCCACCUUGCCCUUUUCCCUUCAGCUCUUACAGUUAACCCCUCUCUCUCUCUCUCUCCUGUGUGUGUUGCUUCCAUUGAUUCACAGCAUUGGAAUUGGCACUCCAAUUUUCUGCUUCAACCCUACAUUGCAGCUUUUAUGUCACACUGGAAAUUGUAUUCAAAAUAAAAGCCUUGAACAGUAAAUGUAGUGUUUUGUAUUUUAAUUGUUUUAGGAGGAUAAUAGAAGACUGUAUCCGUCUUAUGUAUGCAAAUUCAGUUAUGUUGAAGUAUUAACAUACUUAUUUUCUUUU